GCUUUUUCAAUACUACAAAAGGUGACAUUGUCUUUUUCAUGACAUCAUAUACCGGCAUAAAUAUGAAUGUUUAUGGAUAAAGUCAGAAAUGAUGCGCGCAUGCAAGCGUGAAUAAAACUCAAUCGGCUUACACAUACACACACGCAAUGUCCCGAUGAUCUGCCCUCUUUACCAUCUAUGUACUUUUAAGAGCUAAAGUGAAUUGGCAGGGGUAAAACUUCAUUCUUUUCCUAUUUGUCUGCCAUUUUUACUAACCUGCGCACAUUUUACGGCUUUAUCAGCAUUAUUAUUACUAUUAUUAUUGUUUUAUGCUUAUCACUCCAGCCUCUUAUGACGGGCCCAGAGAGCAAAAACGGACUAAAUUAUCACAAAACGCAAUAAUGUGAUAAAAGGCAUUUUUCUUGCCAUAUGGCUACCACUCAUAAAUGCGGCAGAAUGCUUACGAGGGGUGAUAUUGCGUUUUUUUUUGCCAGCCUCAUAUUUGUGGAACAACCAACCACAUGCUAAAUGGUUACGGUUUACAAACGCUCCUGGGAAAACAUGCAUUGAAUCUAUCAUAUGAGGAAAGCUACAUUCUUCGGGAUCUCUUUCCCCACUAGAUUUCCACUUUUCUUCUCUACGCACCCACAAUGAAGGGAACUUGGCGUCUCUUGAGAGAUGCCAGUACGCGAAUGGUGGGAGUGAUGGUAGGAAUUACUGCAUUCUCUACCUAGAUUUAUUCCUUUCUGUAACUUAUGGGUAGUUUAAGUUCACUUUCUCUCUCCAUUCUGUGAUCAGAACAGAGGAUGGCUAAGCUUUCUGCCUAAAGCAGAUUUGCUUUUCUUUAACAGCUGAGUUCUCGGAUCCGCUUUACUCGUUGUGGAGGUGGCUUUUACUCUCCUCUCUAUGCACAUAUCCUGAUGCAUUAAAUGUUGGUUGGAGUCCGUAUGACUCUUGCUACACCGAGUAUUCGAAAUUUGCUUAAACUUGGACAGAAAAAAUGUUGAGGCGAUGCUAACCGAUAUUCUUCCCUACAACUUUUAUGGUACCACUGUGUAUCUUCUAAUCCCAUUUUCAAUAUUCAUUAAUUUAUAAAAAUCACAAUGUGUCCUAAUUCAAUCCUUGAUUUCCUUCUUUCUAUUUUUUUUUCCAAAGUUAAACAAAAAGGCCCCUCUCACUCAGUUCUAUACAAGUUCAACUAGUUUAAGUAUAACUGAGUUUCUGAACAAUUUUUUUUGUUUUUUUGUUGCUUUUUUCAAGGGCUAUAUCAAUCACGCGUCUAAAAACGCGGUGCAACGGCAGAUACGCUGUCAGGAAAGGUCCUACAUACUCGAAAUUGGUCGAUAUAUCCAGUGUCUUCUUGCUUCUGUUUAUUUAUUGAUUUCAGAAGAAACGCAAGCUCUGCGUUUUGAUCGUUUCACUGCUUGCUUCCUUUAAGUUAUAUCACUACCAUAUUUUAUUUAUCCUACUAUAAAAAGGAGAGGGAAAGAUUGGCAAACAGGGUAUCAGCGAAAUCCCCGGAUUGUUUAUUACCCAUCCGUAUACGAAGAAAAAUUCGUCCCCACAGACUAAACAAAAGAAGAGGAGACAGGAUAUUGUUGUGAGGCUCAUCUGGAGUCGUCUUUCGCGAGGGAGCAAUCGAGGAUGUCGUCGAUGGUCCCGUCACGCGGUCCCCAGGAUCCGUUUUUCCCCUUCUCGAAGCUGCUCGCGACGCCGCAGCUGAGAACCUACACGGAGCCUCUCCCCGCCGCGGCGGACGCCGUGUUCGACGUUUUUUCCAUCCAAGCCGAUCCCAGCCUCAGCCCCCAUUCCCGCCCCUUUUCCUCCAACCGCAGCCGAAGUGGGGUUGGGGGCUCCCGGGGCACCCCCGCGCCUGAGCCCCCUUCCACCUUCUCCAGCUGGGAGCUUUUUGGGGAAAGCCUGGAGGUCUUUUCAAACCCCUUUUUCAAGCCAGGGGGGGGGUUCGUUUCGGCGGCGACGGCAGGGCAUGAGGGCGCGCGGAGCCCCACCCCGGUGAGGCUGCUACAGCCGUUGCGCCCCGCGUAUCCGUCCCCCACUCCAGGAAGGGGAGACAACGCCUCGGAUGAGGAAACCAACGACGACGACGAAGCGGCCAUGAGGCCUCAGACGCCUGGCCAACUUCUCUCGCCGCCCCCUUCUUGGAUCAGCCCUUCUUGUAGCAUGGAGUGGUCGCUGUUGACGUUGCCGGAGGAGGGGCUCGUGUCGGGCGCGGCGCGCCGUCGAUUUCACCUCGGCUGUCGGCUGAUGGCGGCAGGGGGGUGGGGAAGGGGAGGCGCGGCGGAGGCCACCCCGCCCCCUCCCCUCGAGGAGGCGGCAUGCACGCGGGAAACCCCCAUCAUCGCUGGCGAGGAGGGAUGCGAGCCAUCCCUGGGAUUCGAGUUCGACGGCUCCGCGGAUUCGGGGGGAUCUGUGGAAGUCGAGGAAAUCCCGGCGGACGCGGCGCCGCCCUCGCAGGCGGCGUCAUAUCAUCCUCACGAUCUAACGCCAACAAGAGCGGGAGACGGCUUGGAAGGAGGAGAGGAGGGUUCUCAGUCCACGAAGGUGUCGAACCAGCCGGGCAAUGCUGACAUCUUCAGCGUGUUUAAGAAGUCAAGAAGACUUGUUUCGUUUUUGUUCGAUACCAUCGUCGAUUACGCGCUAAACCACUGGUGCAGACAGGUUUAUAUCGUUUUCCAGGGGCCACAUGCUUCACAUUCACUCGGCACCGCAUCACGAGGCCACCAUGGGAGACGCCUUUCACCAUGUUCCGCCGGCCGGAACCACACGCACAAGCCAAAGAGUUCCCUUCACCUCUCCAAAAAGUCCUCCAUAGAGUCCGUGCCGCACAUGUAUUGGCCAUUUGCUCAAAUGAAGGAUUUUUUUCCGUUUUUCCAGACGUUGUUUUCUCCUCCUGAGGAGCACACAACUCCCCCCAGUGGUGCUCUGCCGGAAAGCGGCGGUGGUAGCCUCCUAGAUGCCACCUCCGCUUCCGACGAGUGCACCGUUACUGGGUAUUUUCCCUCCCUGUCAACGAGGCGUCAUUCGCGUGAGAGCACUAGUUUCCGUCAUGAUUCGCUUUCGGAAAAGUGGAAAUGGACAAUUGAUGCCUUUUCCUUUACUUUGCAUAGUAUGAUCAUAUUUUUGCUGUAG
Molecule: messenger RNA, 3129 nt
Organism: Phytomonas sp. EM1
Lineage: Eukaryota; Euglenozoa; Kinetoplastea; Trypanosomatida; Trypanosomatidae
Source: the annotation of a GenBank genome assembly